Messenger RNA from Aspergillus brunneoviolaceus CBS 621.78, 1167 nucleotides. RefSeq names its product O-methyltransferase. Bases 1 to 1167 code for a protein of 388 amino acids. The record is from RefSeq and is a predicted model, not a curated record. Lineage: Eukaryota; Fungi; Ascomycota; Eurotiomycetes; Eurotiales; Aspergillaceae. The transcript has 5 exons. Gene Ontology annotation, molecular function: O-methyltransferase activity.
AUGGCGCCUCUCGAUCCCAGCAUCGAUCGCAUCCAGCGGUGUCUAGACGAGGUGGUGCAGUCUGUCGGCCAGUUCCGAUACCCUGCAAUCUCGCUUAGCCACCAGAAUGCACGGUACGAAUUGCUGGUCAAGGCGAUGCACCUAGUGCAGGCCAUUCGCGGGCCUGCCGAUCUGGUCUUCGCCAAUCUGGGCGCUAUCCGCACGCUUCUCGAAGCCGGAGUAUUCGAUGUCAUCCCGGUCAGCGGCCAGAGCAUGUCAGCCACGGACAUAGCAGCCCGUACUGGGGUGAUGCGCAUGAUGCGGGCUGUCACGCCCUUCGGACCGUUUCGCGAGACCGGCGAGGAGGAGUUGCCUUGUCAGUCAACCAGCAACUGUCCGCUCACCAUCCGAUGUCGGGAUAUCACGGUCGAUGAAUACUGCCCGGCGAUGCUGCGCACCCACGAAUUCCUCCGCCAACACCAGUGGCAGGAUCGCAUGGGCCUGCGCAGCAACCCAUACACUCUCGUACAUCUCUGCGAGGGCCAGACGAUGUUCGAGCACAUCUCCCAGAGUCCCGAGCGACUGACCCGACUCAACAACGCGAUGGUCGCCGAGGACUCCCUCCUGGCCGAGAUCGGGCUGUACCCGUUCGUGAAGCGACUGAGUCCGCUGGCGCAGGCGGAUCAGCCGACCAUCGUCGACAUCGGGGGUGGACGAGGCCACAUCAUGCGCCAGAUCAAGCAGAACACCCCCAGCCUAGCGGGACGGUUCAUCCUCCAAGACCGCGCCAGUGUCAUUAGCGACAAUGGGCCGGAGAUGACCCGCCAUGGCAUCGAGCCGAUGGCCCAUGACUUCUUCACCCCGCAGCCUGUAAAAGGCGCAUUAGUGUACUACAUCCGCCGCGUGUUGCACGACUGGCCCGACGCAGAGGUCCGAGAGAUCCUCACGCAGCUGGCCGCCGCGAUGGACCGGGAGAAAUCCCGCCUCCUCAUCACGGAGACGAUCCUGCCCGCGGUCGGCGCCACCAUGGCCUACGCCUACAUGGAUCACACGAUGAUGACGUUUGGCGGGACCGAGCGGACGGCCAAGGACUUCGCGCGCCUGUUCGACGCGGCGGGGCUGCGGUUGGUCCAGGUCUGGGAGAGCCCCGGGGUGCCGAUGAGGGUCGUGGAGGCCCGCUUGAAGUGA